CCUGUGAUUUGGGUUAUAUACCUAUAAAAAGGGAGGCAUGAUGCUAGCCGUUCAUUAAUUUUCCACGCUGGACUUGUAGACAGAUCUACCAGAGUGUGCAGGAUGGUGUACGUGCUGCUGCUGGUCGCCUUGGCAUCCCUCGCCGCCGCGGUGGUGCUCCGCCACUUCCUUCCGCUGCUCCGUAACCAUGACCUCCCCAAGGGCAGCUUCGGCUGGCCCCUCAUCGGUGAGACCAUCGGCUUCCUCGGCGCCCACCCGUCCAACACCACCGGCGGCUUCCUGCAGGACCACAUCGCCAGGUACGGGACGGUGUUCAAGUCGCACCUGUUCGGCGCGCCCACGGUGGUGUCGUGCGACGAGGAGCUCAACCACUUCGUGCUGCACAACGAGGAGCGCCUGUUCCAGUGCAACUACCCCGGCCCGAUCCGCACCAUCCUCGGCGAGUCCUCCACCCUGGUGGUCACCGGCGAGCGGCACCGCCAGCUCCGGAGCAUGUUCCUCUCCCUCGUCGCCUCCACCGGGCUCAAGGCCAACUACCUCGCCAGCCUCGACGAAUCUGCGCGCUCUGUCGUCGCGUCCUGGCGCGGCCUCGAUACCAUCUCCUUCUGCGAGGAGGCGAGGAAGUUCCCCUACAAGGUGAUCAUGGAGCUGGUGCUGGGUCUGUCGCCGGACGAGCCAGUGGCCCGCCGGAUCCUGCAAGAGUACCAGAUCUUCAUGAAGGGGGUCAUCUCUUUCCCUAUCACCAUCCCUGGGACACCGUUUGCCAGGGCUGUCAAGGCAAGGAAGAGGAUAUCUGAGACCAUGGAGAGGUUCAUCGAGGAGAGGAAGCGUAACCCAUCCAAGCAGGCCGUCUUCCUCGACGUGCUCCUCGCCAACAAGGAGCUGUCUCACGAAGACAAGGUCGGCUUCCUGCUGGACUCGCUGCUAGCAGGCCACGAGACCACCUCCGUGCUGCUCUCCAUUCUCGUGUAUUUCCUUGGGAAAUCACCCAACAUCGUCGAGCAACUUAAGAAAGAGCAUGAGACCAUCAGGUCCAGCAAGGGGAAGGACGAGCCGUUGACGGCUGACGACUACAGGAAGAUGGAGUACACCCAGCGUGUUAUCAGUGAGGGACUGAGAUGUGGCAACAUCGUCAAGCUGGUGCACAGGAAGGCCCUCAAGGACAUCACCUACAAAGGAUACGUGAUCCCGGCUGGUUGGAAAGUCCUGCCCAUCUUGGGUGCUGUCCACUUGGACCCUUCACACCAUGUGGAACCCGAGCAGUUCCAGCCUUGCAGAUGGGAGGGGCUGAACCAGUCGGCUGGCAAGAGCUUCGCGCCGUUCGGAGGUGGAGCGCGGCUCUGCCCUGGAUCGGAGAUUGUCAAAGUGGAGGCUGCUUUCUUCCUGCACCACCUUGUGCUUAACUACAGGUGGAGGAUGGAUGACGAGGACGUUCCCAUGCUGCACCAGUACGUGGAAUUCAAGAAGGGCCUGCCCAUACAGCUCGAGCCGCUGUGAUUACUCGAGCCUUUGCCUCGCUCGCUCGCUCGCUCGCUCUUCGUCUAAGACUCCAAGAGAGAGGAAAUAAGUUCAGACGCUAGACCCCGCCAGCCAGUCCUGAACCGCAGUUUACAAAUCACGAAAAAGAAAAAUAAAAAUAGCUAUCUACUACGUUCAUGUAAUUUUAUUUUUUUUACGUAAUUUACUGUUAUUAUGCACACUUCAAUCCAUGUAUGUGACUGCUUAUGCUCAUCGUGGCAUCAUGUUUAUGUAUCACCCGAGAUGGGGAUAUGGGGUUUGGCACGAA
Panicum hallii is the source of this 1786-nucleotide messenger RNA. RefSeq names its product cytochrome P450 724B1-like. The record is from RefSeq and is a predicted model, not a curated record. The transcript has 8 exons. Gene Ontology annotation, molecular function: iron ion binding; heme binding; oxidoreductase activity, acting on paired donors, with incorporation or reduction of molecular oxygen. Bases 103 to 1497 code for a protein of 464 amino acids. Gene Ontology annotation, biological process: sterol metabolic process. NCBI's taxonomy places the organism in Eukaryota, Viridiplantae, Streptophyta, Magnoliopsida, Poales, Poaceae.